AGAUGUAAAUAUGGCGGGCGAUGAAAGAAAACCCAUUCAUAUUUCUAUAGAAAAUUUUGAUGAUGGUGUCCCACAAAUAUCUGGAGAACCUUUAACGACAUAUACUAUCAUUGAGACUGCUGGUCAAUCAACUGACAACAAUGAAUUCAAUAUAAGUGCAGACAUCUUUCAGGCAGAGAAUGUACAGUUUUUAGAGGUACCAGCUGAUCAAUUAGCCAACUUAGGGCUGCUGGCAACGAUAUCAUCUGACCAGCCUAGAGAUGAAGCUGGUCAGUUUAUAGAAAUGACAACAGUUGAUGAACUGCAGAACCUCAGUGUAGUGACAGAACCAGGACCCUCCAGUUAUCAGUUUGUGCAGGCCAAUGAUGGCCAAGAAACCAAUUUCAGUAUGCCAGGAAUAGAACCAACAUUACAAUACCUGACAGGAAAGAUCAGUUUUGCUGAGUUCAGUGAACUGAUGGAAUCUGGUGAUCAAGAUGUUCCUGUUGACCUAGAUAAUGUCAUACAGACAAUCCAUGUGACAGAUGUUGUCAUGCCAAAACAGGAAACACAGGAGGAAAAACCAGUAGAGAGCACCAGUCAAUCAGAGGACACUGAUGAAAAGUCUCCAAAAAAGAAAACUCGUAAAAAGAAAAAGAAAUAUAGUGAUUUACCAGCACAUCUGGAAGGGCUCAUGGGAGAAGCUAACCUGACCUACGCAAAAGGAGAUCACGAGAAAGCCAUUUCAAUUUGUCUGGACAUCAUAAGGAUGGCUCCAGAGGCACACCUGCCUUUUCAGACACUAGGCAUGAUUUACGAAGAUCAAGGGGAUCUCAAGAAAUCUCUGCAGUAUAGUUUAAUAGCAGCGUACUUGAACCCAGUGGACCGUGACAGCUGGAUAAGGUUGGCUGAGUUGAGUUUGGAACUGGAGGAUAAAUCGCAGGCUGUCAUUUGUUAUAGUAAAGCAAUACGAGCUGAUCCCCAGGAUCCCACUAACAUUGACAUAUACUGGAGUAGAAGUCAGUUAUAUGAGGAGUUAGGGGAAAAGAAGAAGGCCUUAGAGGGUUACAAAGCCAUGAUGAAAAUUGCUCCCCCUAAUGAUGGGGAUCGGUACAUGGAAAUUGCUAGAACAAUUACAAAGCAUUAUUAUGAGGAUGAUGAUAAAGUGUCAGCAAUGGAAACCAUGAAGAAUGCAUUUGAAGCCAACUCAGAAAGUGUUGCAGCAGAGGAUGUGAAUUUAUUUAUGGAGCUCUUGAUUGCACACAAGAUGUUUCUUCAAGCAAUAGAGGUGCUGGUGAACCACUGUGGUGUUGUGUUUGAUUUAAACAUUGAUAGAGAAUGGAGCAGGGAGGUUGCUCUUAAUGUCUCACUAAUAGAAAAUGGUGCUGUCCAAAUUGCCUCAGUAAGUAUACCAGAACUACUUCCCAUUGACCUGAGGGUUAAACUUGGAAUAUGUCUGAUACAGAACAAACUGGAUACAUUGGCACAGGUUGUUGUCACUCCAUUGUUUGAAGAGGAAGUGGAGGACGUAGGAGAUCUAUAUUUAGACGUCGCAGAAGCCUACAUUGACCAGGGCUAUUACGCAGAAGCAAAACCCAUUCUACAGAGAUUGGUCUGCUCAGAAAAUUAUAAUCUGGCUGCUGUGUGGUUGCGACUUGCAGAGUGUUUAAACUCCCUUGGUGAUUUAGAGAGGGCAGAGGAGGCCUACAGUAAAGUUGUUGAGAUGGCUCCUUCCCACAUCGGGGCCAGGAUGUCUCUGUCUACGCUACAGCAACAUCUAGGGAAACAUGAGGAGGCAUUAAGAGCGCUGCACAGGGAUGAAUCGGAUGCUUUAUUAACCAAACAGGAGAAAUCUCUGCUGAUGCACAAGUGUAUGCUAUUGCAUGCACAGGGAAAGUUUGAUGAAUUUCAUCAUACUUGUAAAUUACUGCUGUUUAACAUGUUCAAGGAUCUGAACGACCCAGAUUUCAUCAAAGCUGUGUAUUGUUGCAGAUCUAAUAAAACCAGGAUAGAGACUCUUAACGAUCAUUUCAAAUCAGGAUUUAAAGAAAGCAUGAAGUCAGAUAUACCUGUUGAUGAUUUAUGGGACUUGUUUGUAAAGUUGUGUGAGAUGUUGUUUAACAAUAAGAAGUAUGAGGACCUUCUAGAAGUAACCACCCUUGGAAUGUCCUGUCCUUACUUUCUGUUUGAACCCAGGAAACUCAAGCAAGCAGAGUUCAUGUGUUUACUGGCAUGUAUACUUACCAGAAAUGAACACUUUGCCUUCAGUCAUAUGAGGGAAAUUUGUAUUAAGGAAGGGAACAAGAAUCAAGUGUGGAAUUUACUUAACCAGGUUUUACUGAUAUCAACAGAGAACAGACAUAAUCGCUUUUGUCUCCGAUAUCUUUUAAGUAAUCCAGAUCAUAUUCCAGUUGAAUUAUUAAAUGGCCAUAAUGCAGCAAUAUCAGGAACCUACAAAUAUGCUCUUGGAGAGUAUGUGGCUGUACUGAGGAACUGUCCUGAAGACCCCCUUGUGAACCUCCUUAUAGGCCUCACAUUCAUCCACCUGGCAGGCCAAAAAUUCUCUUCUAAAAAGCAUUCCCUGUUUACUCAGGGUCUUUCCUUUCUUAACAACUACAAAGAGCUGAGGGGAGAGUGCCAGGAGACUUAUUAUAACAUCGGGAGAGCCCUACAUCAGCUGGGACUGACCUAUGCUGCUGUCCAUUACUACAAAAAAGGUCUUACAUUUCCCCCAAUGGUGGAGGAUGAGGAGAAUCGGUUUGACCUGACCCGACAGCUAGCUUAUAACCUGGUUUUGAUCUACAAAACAAGUGGGUCUGAGGCUCUGGCCAGACAAGUUAUGCACCAGUACCUAGUCAUCUGAGUGAAAAACGGUGGUAAUAUUGGAAACACAACAGCAGUUAAGAUAACUUUGGAACACAUCGUCACUUACAGAUUCUUCCAGCAGCGCUUCUACAAGCUAUGAAGUAGAAAUUGACCGAUAUGGAACUUGCAUAAAUGUUGAGAAAUGAAUUGCACAGAUCAGAUUAAAUUCUGAUUGGAUGAGCUGUGACCUUGACCUCACUGUGUGUGCAGGGUAAAUAUGAGAUUGACAGCAAAAGUGGAGAGAAACCGUAGACGUAUCGUUUGAGUGUUCACGAGUUGUAUCAAUUUUGUUAGAUUACCAUAGAAGUUUAAGCUGUAUAAGAUUUCUGAUCUCUUUUUAGGACACAGUCUGAAAAGUUAAGGGAUGGUGUUACUAAUUAAGUAAUCUCCCUUCCCCCUUCCUUAGAGAAUUGAAUAAUAAGAUUACAUUUUUAAGGAUUAAUAACAGAGUAAGAAAUACAUGUAAAUCGAGUUGCUUAGAAAAUAUUGAUAUAGCUUCUUGGAUGUCAUGACAUCAUUGUUUUCAAAUGCAACACAGACUGAAGAAUUAGGGUUGACCAAUAAAAUCUGCAAGAAUG
Molecule: messenger RNA, 3422 nt
Organism: Saccostrea echinata
Lineage: Eukaryota; Metazoa; Mollusca; Bivalvia; Ostreida; Ostreidae
Product: general transcription factor 3C polypeptide 3-like
Exons: 27
Coding region: 11-2842 (943 amino acids)
Biological process (GO): transcription by RNA polymerase III
Cellular component (GO): transcription factor TFIIIC complex
Molecular function (GO): protein binding
Source: RefSeq, a predicted model, not a curated record